Dermatophagoides farinae (American house dust mite) is the source of this 1453-nucleotide messenger RNA. Lineage: Eukaryota; Metazoa; Arthropoda; Arachnida; Sarcoptiformes; Pyroglyphidae. The record is from RefSeq and is a predicted model, not a curated record.
AUGUUGUUCAAAAUCAAAACAUUUCUCUACGAUGCAAUGAAACAUAUUGUUGAAGAAAAUGGCACCGUACGAUAUCGUCUAUUACAUAUUGUUGAUGUUUCGCUUUAUGUUUAUUGGUUGAUACGAAUUUUGUUCAUCUCAUUAAUCUUUAUUAAUCCAGAACUAUUUCCAUUAUAUCGAUAUGAUUAUGCAUCAUUGUAUUUCUGGAAUCAUCGAAACAUUCUUAAUAAAUUUUUUGCUUUGAUUCUCAUAUUAUUCGUAUUUACUGGAUUACUUGGUAUGCAAACAUUUUUCUUCAACAAUGUCAAUAAACAUGGUUUUCAACUUAUUUAUGAUUGUAUUGUUCGUAAUACUGAUCAAUAUUAUAAAAGCCGAGAUACGGAUGAAAAUAUUGCAAUGAAAUUGUCCCAACGUUUCGAGGAUUAUCAACAACAAUUUGCUCGUAAUCAUCGUUUAUUAUCACAAAUCACACCUAUUGCUAAUCGUAUGGUUUCAUUCAAAGUUUGGCGUGAUUCAUGGGUAGAAAUGGAUCGUAUAGACAAAAAUUUAUUCGGAAAAAUCAAUAAAAUGCGCUUGUUUCCUAAUGCAUCAAUAAAAGGACGUAAUUAUAUAUUAUUAUUCGUAUUGAUUAUGGAUUUCUGCAAUUAUUGUUUGCACAUUUUCAUCCUGUUGGUUCUUUUAAUUGGCGCAUUCAUAGUUAUUUAUUUUCAAAUUUCACAAUUCGAUAUUGUACAAAAUUCAUUUGUAUUGAAAUUAUCUUUAAUGAUUGAAUUAAUAUUAUUCAUACAUAAUACAUUUGUAAUGCUUCAAUGUGCAAUGCUACUAUCCGGUGUAAUAUUGGCAACAUAUCAUGCAUUUCACAAUCAAUUGGCUAAUAUGAAUCAAAAUUUUAUGAAAAUUUUAAAAAAUUCACAAAAUGGAAAACCAAUCAAUAUGACAGUGUUGAAAGAACUGCGAUUCAUCCAUAUUGAACAUAAUACAUUGUCAUAUUAUGUAUUACAUGGUGAUAAAACUACAUGGAGUCAGGCGCUUUACUAUUAUGCAUUGGUUAGCAUACCGAUUAAUGUAUUAUUUAUGUGUGAAUUAAUCGUUGAAGAUAUACCGGCGCAAACAGAAUUUGUAUUCAUAUUGAUUGCAUUGAUACAUGUCAUUACUGGUCUUAUUCCGUUUAUAACUUUAGCACAUGUUUCCAGUGCUUUUCAUAAAAUCAAAGAUUAUAUACCAGCUAUGCAGCUACAAUUGAAUCGUUCGACACAUAUUCGAAUGAAAUUGAAAUAUGAUGAUCUCUAUGAGCGUUUGAUGUCUGGUAAAAAAAUUGCUUUUACAUUCGGCUACCUCGGUAAUCUGACAUUUCGGGGGUUAUUCGAAGCAUUUCUUGGCUAUAUUGCCGCUUUCUUUCUUAUCAUGGGUUUCUAUAUACGAGAACAUUCAACAUGAAUAAUUAUGAUUUGAU